Molecule: messenger RNA, 729 nt
Organism: Lachancea sp. 'fantastica'
Lineage: Eukaryota; Fungi; Ascomycota; Saccharomycetes; Saccharomycetales; Saccharomycetaceae
Source: the annotation of a GenBank genome assembly
AUGUCCAAAGUUACAGAGAAAACUGCACAACCUGAAGAUCUCAACGAACAGGUGCGUAGAUGCCCGCUCUUGAUACAAGACUAUAUACGAGGAAUGAUAAACCUUUCGUUUUAUGUGUACUUUCAUGAAACAAGGGUGAGCGAUAGCGAUGCUGCUGAGAAGAAGUUUAACGAAGUGCGGACAAAAACGAGUGCAUUAAUGGAACAGACGCGGACCGCACGAUUCGAGGCAUGGGAGAAACACGGUCCUGCUGCUGUUAAGGCAUUGCUCAGCCCUCAAUUUCUGUACCAAAUGCGUGAAUGCUCCCAAAUACUCUAUGACGAUAUGAUGGAACUCAUGAGGCGAUGCAGAGACUAUCAGUUCCGCGUCUAUUCAUCCAUGAUAGCAACGCCGCGAGUCUUGAACAACUGCGUUCUUGGUUUCAUACAGAUAUACCACUUUGUCAGGAAACUACCGGUUCAGCAGCAAUACUCGAUAUCUGCGUUACAAACGCAAGUGCUAGAGAAAGAGCUGCGGAGCGAUCUUCUCGAUCCUUGGAAGGUGCAAGUGGAAAGUCUGGCCGAGAUUGCUGAUUCUGACAUGAUUUCAGAGGAAUAUUACUCGCAGCAACACAGGGUGGGCGACAUAAUCUACGACGAUCGCGACGAUGACGACAUCAAGUACAAUUGGCCGUUUUACGAAGACCGGGAAGUAGAGUCCGACGGUAGGACAUCUAGAGAGGUGUGCUAA